AAAGUCUAUGUGCUGUGCAACGAAUGAAGUUUAUUGUUUUCAUUUUCUCUCCCUCUCUCAUUUUUCAUUCUAUCGUUUACUAUUUUACGUUGUUCUGCUUGCCAUUCGAUAUACGCGCUGAGUGUGUGUGUUUGGUCUGGACGGUUUCUGUUGUUUUCUUAUUUUGUUUUUUAUCGUAUGAUUUUUCGGUUUUUAUGUUCAAUCAUUAUUAUUUUGAUUUGAUUUUGUUGAGCAUAUAUAUUAUUUAUUGUUUGUUGUUUGUUGUUUUUUCAUAUGUUGUUGCAUUUUAAAAUAGGGUCAUUUCAUUUGAACGUUUCGAUUUACUGCUCGUUUUGUUGCUCGGAUGGUUAAAGACUGCAACAAGAAAUAAUAUACGAAACAAGAACACGAAUAGCAGAAAGGAAAAUAAAAAUACUAGAAAGAAUAUUGUGUGGUUUAAGCAUUUGAAGUGCAUACGCAUUCGUGUGUACAAUUGUACUGUACUGUUGGAGAAUUAUGAAUGCUAAAUUGCUCAGUGUCGCGUAACAAAAACAUCGUACAUUUUUGGAAUGAAGCAGUGCGAUCAAGAGACGCACAUACACUCAUCACAUACAACCGAUUAUAUAUAUAUAUAUAUCCAUAUGGUGAACCGAGUCAGACGAAUAUAAUUGCGAUAAUAGCAAAAACAAUACCACCACUAUUAACUUGCAGAAUAAAAUACCAUAGAGUCGGUUUCGGUUUCGAUACGUUUAGCACGAAAUAAAGUAAUUUAUACACAAGUGGUUCUUAACAAGUUCGAGAGAAAGAGUGAAUACAUACAGCACGACGACGACGACAAAGUUUUUUUUUUGUCUGUUUCUCUGCCAAUUUUGUCUCUGUCACUUUCACACAUAGAGAUUAGAUAUUGCACAGGUGAUAGAAUUGAAAACAGUUUCAAUGGGCGUUGUAAAUCAAUCGAAUGAUUGAGUGUGUGCCUGUGCAUUGUGGUUGUGUGAUCAUUCAAGCAAACGGAUAAGAAAGAAAAUUUUGAUUGACAUUUAUGCAAAUUGUGGCAUAAAGCAGCACUCGCACAUACACACGCACCACAAACGACAACAAGAACGUGAGAAAUGUCACAACGAGCAUUGAAAAAACGAGAACACAGUUUGUUGAAGCAGGAGAAGGAAACGCACCAAAUUUAUCGUAAGCAAACACAACCAUUGAAUGCACAACAAAAAUCAACGAAAUACACACAACGCACUACCAAUCCGAUAAGUAGUGUACUUUGUAAGAGUUCAGUGAUAAAAUCGAACCAAAUUGAUAACAGCAAAUCCAAUAUCAGUGUGAGUAAGUUGAAGUUCCACUCAACACCAAAUUUAGCAGCAACUGCAUCAUCAUCGAUAUUGUCUACGACCGAUUCGUUUCGACGGAAACACAAUCAUAUUAUUCGUUCGCAUUCGGAGACCGAUUUGUCGUGUAUGCCAGAUGAGGCGAAUGUAUUGGUUAAUGCCAAAUCGGAAUUUCAUCUGAAAUCAAUUGCCAGUACACAAGUUCCAACACAAAGCUUUCAAUCAAUAUCGACGAAUACGUUCGAUCAUUCAUUAAAUCGACCAAAGAAGAGCGCAACGGUCGCAAAAUCAAUGAACACGCCGCCACGAAAUCUACACACGAAAAGGAUGUCGAUUCAAAGUGGACAUAGCAGCCAAACGGCGGGCAGUAUGACAUCCAGUGCAUCGAGUGCAUCAACACAAUCACCAAGCGUCGGCUUUUGUGAUCCGGAUAAUAUUCGCAUACCAAUCGUGGGAUACGAAGUUAUGGAAGAACGAGCCAGAUUCACGGUAUAUAAACUGCGAGUCGAGAAUCCAUUUACAAAUGACUGUUGGCUGGUAUUACGUCGUUACACCGAUUUUCAGCGGCUCAACAGCAAGCUAAAAACGACAUUUCCGCAUUUGCCGCCGCUCACGUUGCCACGCAAAAAGCUAUUCGGUGAUAAUUUCAGUAGUUUAUUCUUGAGUAAUCGCGUUCAGGGACUACAAAUAUUUAUAAACACAAUUAUGGCCAAUGAAACAUACCGAAAUUCACAGCCCGUACGGGAUUUCUUCUGCCUGGACGAGCCGCCAACGUACUCGGAAUCGAUCGAAGAAUGUCGAGCCAUUUUUGAGGCACAAGAAGAUACGAUCAACCAUUUAAAAAUGCAACUCAGAGCCAAAAACGAAAUUAUUUUGUCGAUGCAACAGCAACUAAACAAUGAAAUUGAAAAGAAUCGCGCUCUAUCAACGGCAAUCAAUUUUUCCUAUGAAAACUGUGAGAAUUGUUCGAAAAAGUUCGACGAGCUCAUGAAAUGUCAAACGAUGGCCAGUAAAAGCAAAUAGCAACGGAUAUCGUAUAUGGUUGAAUUCCAGGCGAAAAUCGACCAAUGUAUCAGCUGCGAUCUUAAAGUUUGGUUUCAUACCUCAUACAAUUGAUAUUUUAAUCAAAACAAUGGACACAUUUUUUUAUUAUUGGAAAACACAGAGAGUGUCCAUUGAUUGGUGUUACAAUAUGCUCAAAAUGCGUAGUUCUUUCGGGUGUAAUUCAACACUCUAACGAGAGAGAGAAGUAAGUUACCCAAAUACGACUUACCACGAAGAAAACUAACCACAAAAUGUGAAUUUAGUGGAUAUAUUUAAUUAUGAUGAUUCAACAAGUGUCCUUCCAUUUGCUACUAAGAUGCUCAAAAGAAAUUGUGAAAUAGAUAGACAUACAAAGAGUACUCCCUCUGUGAACGAGAGAGAAGGAAAGAGAAUGAAAAAUAAUUUGAAAACGAAUCAACUGUGAAUAUAUAAAUUUGAAAUUUGUUUUUGGAUUCAUUUGAGGCAUUUAGAUUUAAAGUAUUCAAGGCUAGAAUUUCAAGCUUUACUAAAUGAAAAUUUAUGUCUUUUCAAAUAUGUUUUUUUCUUUUGCUACAAAAAACGAAGAUAUUUUUUUAAAAAUGAAAACGUUUAUAAAUUGUAUUACAAAGAUUUUUUUUAAUUUAUGAAAUUAAUUUACAAAAUGAUUUAUGUAGACUUGUAGACUAGAUGAUUUUAAAAAUAAGAAUAAAUAUUGAUUGAACAAAA
Molecule: messenger RNA, 3056 nt
Organism: Sitodiplosis mosellana (orange wheat blossom midge)
Lineage: Eukaryota; Metazoa; Arthropoda; Insecta; Diptera; Cecidomyiidae
Gene: Snx16
Product: sorting nexin-16
Exons: 3
Coding region: 1089-2330 (413 amino acids)
Biological process (GO): protein targeting to lysosome; endosome to lysosome transport; early endosome to late endosome transport
Cellular component (GO): early endosome; late endosome; extrinsic component of endosome membrane
Molecular function (GO): phosphatidylinositol binding
Source: RefSeq, a predicted model, not a curated record